Molecule: messenger RNA, 2548 nt
Organism: Camellia sinensis
Lineage: Eukaryota; Viridiplantae; Streptophyta; Magnoliopsida; Ericales; Theaceae
Gene: LARP1C
Product: winged-helix DNA-binding transcription factor family protein
Molecular function (GO): RNA binding
Source: RefSeq, a predicted model, not a curated record
AGAGAGACAGAGAGAGAGACAGAGCAAAGCAAAGAAGGAAAGAAUAGUAGGAAAGGGAGAGAAAAGAGAGACGGUAGAAGACAAAGACUUCUAGAGAGAGAAGAAGAGUAGAGGGGAGAGAGAAAGCUCCACUCAGCUUCGUCUUCUCCAGCGCGAUCGGAUUCUCAGUGAUCCAUCAAUCAAUUUUUGGAACUCUUCAGUCUUCACAUUAUCAUCGACUGUUCAAAACCCCUAUCCGCUAAUUCCAUUUUUCUCUUCUCUCCCCCAAAUUUUGAUCCUUGGAUUUUUUUGUUUUUUUUGUUUAAUUCGUCGAUCGGUUUAUCGGCCAAUAAUUUGAGACCUUUUAAAAUCCUAAUUUGCGGCCCCUCAUAUUUCAAAACCCUAAUUUCGAAAUCUCUGAAACCCUGAUUUUGAUGGCAGCAGCCGCUAAUCACUCUCCUCGGAAUUCCGGCAGCAGCGGCGCCGGCGCUGACGUCUCCUCCGCCGCUCUCAACAGCCCCCAUUCGAAGCGAGGAGCGGCGGCGCGUGGUGUCUCGUCUCCAUGGUCACAGGUCGUUCGAGGAGCCGAUUCGGAAUCGAUCGUCUCCUCAUCUGCCCCUCCCGCCUCCGCCGCACCGCCGCCGGCUGUAUCUCCUUCAUCUCCAUCGGCAUCGGCUACUUCUCAGGGACUAAUCAACAAUACUUCUCCUGAGUCGUCACCUUCGAAGGCGGCGGCGGCGGCGGCGGCUUUUUCUUCAUCAUCAUCAUCCUUGUCUUCGCCAGAUGAUCAUGCGGUUGAGGCUCAGUCGGAGAGUACUGAUUGUGGUACUGGAAGUAGCAAUGCGGCUAAGAAGCCGGCUUGGAACAAGCCUUCGAAUGGCGUUGUCGAGGUUGGACCAGUCAUGGGGGCUGUUUCUUGGCCCGCUCUCUCUGAAUCUACUAGAGCUUCUCCGAAAUUGUCUUCUUCUGAUUCAUUCAAAGCUCUACCCGAUGCACCAGUCUCUGUCUCACAGGGAAUUGGAAUUGCAUCUUCUUCUACACCAAAACAGGUCGUCACAAAUAAUACAAACCCUAGUUUAACUCCGAACCAUGUAACACCCACACGCCAGAAGUCUAUGAAGCGUGGUGGUGGGAGUUCAAGCGGAAAUGUAACAGCUAACGGUGGCUUCCCUCAGCCGCCCCCACUGGGUUCAGUAGUGGAAAUGCCGUCUAAUAAUUCUGGAAAAUCUGGGUCAGCUGUUCCGGAGUCCUCUCCAAGAGAUCAAAGUGGACAAAGGGGAGGAUUUGGGUCACAACCCAACAGUGGGAAUGAUCACCCGCAGCAACGCAAUUCAUUUAGAAGGGGCAAUGGUGGUAACCAUCCUCGCGGUGAUGGUUCUUAUCAUCACAAUUAUGGUGGCAGGCGGGAUCAGGAUCGUGGGAAUCAUGAAUGGAAUUCUCAUAGAAGUUUUAAUGGCAGAGAUCUUCACAUGCAGCCACAAAGAGGUGUUUCUAGGGGCUUCAUACGAUCCGCACCACACAGUCCUACCCCAUUCAUUCCUCCUCCACCAAUGCCUGGGCGACCAUUUGGCAACCCUAUGGUUUACCCUGAAGUGCCUUCUCCGAUGAUUUAUGUUCCCACUCCGCCUCCAAUUGUUGCUGCAAUGCCGUCUCAUGCUAUGUUUUUUCCUCCUCUCCACGCUCCGGAUCCCCAGUUGCCUUCUAAGAUAGUUAUGCAGAUAGAAUAUUAUUUCAGUAAUGAGAAUUUAAUUAAAGAUACAUUCUUGCGGCAGAACAUGGAUGAUCAGGGCUGGGUUCCCAUUAAUUUAAUAGCAGGCUUCAAAAAAGUUAUGAUUUUGACAGACAACACCCAGUUUAUAUUGGAUGCUGUGCGUGCUUCAAGCCUUGUGGAAGUGAAGGAUGAUAAAGUAAGAAGGCGUAAUGAUUGGUUUAGAUGGAUCAUGCCUUCUUCUGUUCAGUUUGCUCCUGUCUCUAGUCCUCAAUCCAUUGGAAGGUCCAGUCAUGACAUGCUUGCUGCCAACAUCCAGAGUAUGUCAUUCGAGGAGAUGACAAACAGACAAGGUCAGUCUGAGGCAUUCCUAAGCAGAUCAUCGUCUGGGGAUUUGAAUAUACAGCCUCAAGCUGGUUCUGAGCGUGCUAUUUUAGCACGUACUUCAAGUAAAUGAGAAUCGUGCGCUAUUGCACGUUCUGUCAUGAUUGGUUUUUGAGAGGGGUGGAAGUAGGGAGGUGCUUGAUGACAGCCACUGUCUUGUGUAUUUCUUUGGAGAUAAUGGUCUUGGUCUUUGGCAUGGCGUGAUGAAACAUGAUGUCUCGCGGGGCACAUAGACACAAAAUUUAAAAGGGAAAAUAAAAGUGGAAAAACUUAUUAAAAAUAAAAGAAACCAUAAGAAGGGAAAAAAAAACUAGAGAUGUUAUUAUGACUUAUAUAAGGUAGUAAGUAGCAAGAGAUUGUUGGGAUGUAUGUAUGAUUUUGGUGAGGACCAUUGUUGUCUUUUUAUUUUCAUGGUUAUUCAUUGAGACUUUUGUGUUUACUUUUGGGGAAUUUUGGUUUUGCUUCCCCUUGCCUGCC